Molecule: messenger RNA, 3449 nt
Organism: Chrysemys picta bellii (western painted turtle)
Lineage: Eukaryota; Metazoa; Chordata; Testudines; Emydidae
Gene: LGI1
Product: leucine rich glioma inactivated 1
Molecular function (GO): protein binding
Source: RefSeq, a predicted model, not a curated record
UCUGAACCCAUCAAGUGCUGUCUGUAUACUCCAGAGGACGAAGGAAUGGUGUCAUGGAGGCAGCUGACCCCUCACCUGCCUCUCCUCUGCAGAAAAAGGGACAGACUUCUGCUUAUGUCCACGGCAAAACUUGCUGCAUGGUUCCUUUGCAACAUAAUCACCAGUGUAGCAUGUGAAGGAUCACACAUUUUCAGUCUGUGAAAAGGUCUUGAAGAAAGGGAGUGAAAGUCAAAAAGAUUCCCUUCCAGGAAGAGAGGCAAAGACAAAGAGCAGAAAACACUGAGACAAACAUGUUCAUGUCUCCAAGGAGUAGACUGGCCUCAUUCCACCUUUUUGUUUUUGGAUGGCUGCUACGCUCUGUCCUGCUUUAGCCAAUUCAUGCAGCAGAAACAGAGUAGAGGGGAAAACAAGUAACCAAUAUAUGUAUCAUCCAUAUUUGUAAGUUAAGGAAGGUGCACAGCAAAUGCUAAAGGAAAAGCUAAUGAUCGGAGUUAGCAGUUAAGCCUUAAGAGGUUUUGCAGAACAUAGAUUACUGCAAUUCUUCAUGUUGCCAGGUUACAGUAGCCACCUACCAGUAGUGAUAGUGGAGCAGAACACAAAAUGAAUACAGUGAGAUUCAGAUUUAGAAAUCACUGCUUAUAAAGCUCAGUCAGUUUUAAGGAUCAUUUUCUAGAAAACCAAACACACUUCACAUUAUUUUUGCACUGGCAUAUAUAGUUCUGCUUAAAAGAAUCAGCUGGGCUUCAUUUAUAAAUAUCACAAUGAAAACAAACUAGAGCCAGCAGCACAGUCAAGCUCAUCUCUGCCCAUUCUGCAACAUGUCUGCCAAUGUGCACUUCCAUUGCACAGCAAGGUGAAGAUUCUCUGAAGAACUGAAAACAAUGCCUAAAUCAAGCCAGGGAUAGCUGAUAAACAUUUCACAACUCCUCAGUCUACCCCUACAAACCUCACUGAAAACAAGGAAACAAAUUAUGAAUCAUUUGCUGUCUAAUCAGAAUCUGAAUCACAAGCAAAAACAAAAUAGUAUGGACCUAGAAGCAGUUCGGGCACUCUGAUGUGGGACACAGCAGGCUAUAGGUUGUUCUGUUGAGCCAGAAAACCAACAAUGAUGGCAGUGGUAACGACUGGUUGGAUUUUCCCCAUCUUACAGCACCUCGCAGGUCCCUUCUCUGAGCAGUACGUUGCCUGAGUGAGUAGAAACACAGAGAUCAGCUGCAGGUUUCUAUCUUCAAUAACAGAUACAGAGGGAAAGGGGAAGGGUUGGAAAAGGAGAGACAAAUAUUGACUUGGCCUUAUAGAAAGACAUCCAGCGACUGAAUAAAGAAGCCCUGUUCAUGUUUUGGGAUAUUCUUUCAACUGGCUGGAACCAGAGUGGAUCAAAAGAAUGGGAAAUGCCAGCAGACCCUUUAGAAGAAUUGCUUAUUUCCUAUGCCUUUUAUGUAUGCUUUUGCUGACUGAAGGGAAGAAAUCAGUGAAGCCAAAAUGUCCUGCCUGGUGUACUUGUACCAAAGAUAAUGCUUUAUGUGAAAAUGCCAGAUCUAUUCCAACCAGCGUUCCGCCUGAUGUUAUCUCACUAUCCUUUGUGAGAUCUGCUUUUACUAAAAUCCCAGAAGGGAGUUUUUUGCUCACACCGUCUCUGCAGCUUCUGUUAUUUACAUCAAACUCUUUUGAUGUUAUUAGCGAUGAUGCUUUCAUGGGCCUUCCUCAUCUAGAAUAUUUGUUCAUCGAGAACAACAGCAUUAAGUCAAUUUCAAGAAAUACUUUUCGAGGACUGAAAUCUUUAAUUCACCUGAGCCUUGCAAACAAUAAUCUCCAAACACUUCCAAAAGACAUAUUCAAAGGGCUGGAUUCUUUAACAAAUGUGGAUCUUAGAGGGAACACAUUUAAUUGUGACUGCAAACUGAAAUGGUUAGUGGAAUGGCUGGGUAGCACCAAUGCAACAGUUGAAGACAUUUUUUGCGAAAGUCCACCAGAAUAUAAGAAGCGUAAAAUCAAUAGCCUCUCUCCAAAGGAAUUUGAUUGUAUUAUUACAGAAUUUGCUGUUUAUGAAUCCCUGCCAUAUCAGUCUCUGUCAGUAGAUACUUUCUCCUACAUGAACGAUGAGCAUGUGGUUAUUGCCCAACCUUUUACUGGAAAAUGCAUCUUUCUUGAAUGGGACCAUGUAGAAGGGUCUUUCAGGAAUUAUGACAACAUUACAGGUACUUCAACUGUUGUGUGUAAGCCCAUAAUUAUUGAGACUCAGCUGUAUGUCAUUGUUGCCCAGCUCUUUGGAGGCUCCCAUAUUUAUAAAAGAGAUAUUUUUGCUAAUAAGUUUAUAAAAAUUCAAGAUAUUGAAAUUCUUAAAAUCCGAAAACCCAAUGACAUCGAAACUUUCAGGAUUGCAGAAGACUGGUAUUUUGUUGUUGCAGACAGUUCAAAAGCUGGCUUUACCACGGUUUACAAAUGGAAUGGAAAUGGAUUUUACUCCCAUCAGUCUCUGCACGCGUGGUACAGAGAUACUGAUGUGGAGUAUCUUGAAAUAGCCGGCAAACCUCAUUUAAUUCUGUCUAGUAGUUCCCAAAGACCUGUAAUAUACCAAUGGAACAAAGGAACAACUGAAUUUGUUAAGCGUCUCGAGAUCCAAGAUAUGGAGGAUGUGUAUGCAGUGAAACACUUCAGAGUGAAAGAGGAUGUGUACAUUUGUUUAACAAGAUUUAUUGGUGAUUCCAAAGUAAUGAAAUGGGGAGGUUCAGCAUUUCUGGAUUUACAAAGAAUGCCAUCCCGAGGGUCAAUGGUAUUCCAGCCUCUUCAGAUAAACAAUUAUCAAUAUGCCAUUCUUGGAAGUGAUUACUCUUUUACUCAAGUCUAUUAUUGGGAUACUGAAAAAGCAAAAUUUGUGAAGUUUCAAGAAUUAAACAUACAGGCACCAAGAUCUUUCACACAUGUUUCCAUUGAUAAACGCGAUUUUCUCUUUGCUUCAAGUUUUAAGGGAACUACAUUAAUUUAUAAACAUGUCAUAGUUGACUUAAGUGCAUGACACUCAUAAUUCUGAGAUUACAUCAGACUUUCUACCAUAAGUGGACAACAUGAACUAAAUGCAUGAUGACUCUUAUCCUACUUCCAGAUGAAUGCCUUUAAAAGUUGAGAUUGCUAGAACCAAGUAUUACUAGUAUCUUCAUCUUUAAUUGUCAAGUCUAGUGGUGUUGGAAGUUGCAUUUUUUAACAAAAAGAAAUUAAAUUGUUAACUGUUCUUUGCAUCCACAAUAUGUAAAUAUGCGUGCAACUGCAUCUGUUGCUAAAAGUAUUAAGAUGUACUUUUCCAUUUAUUUAUUCACCUGUUUGACAACAACUGCCAAAUAAAAUGUUUACAUUUUCUGUCUUUCACAUUCCAAAUAUGAUUAUUUACAGGUGAUCAUUUUUAUUUGUGUAUAUAUUAUACACAUAUAUAAUAAACAACAAGGUGUGUUGUA